CAUAUCAUCUUGCCCCUUGUCUCGUUAGAUACAGACUGGCCGACUUUUAUUUUCUCUUACAUUCAGUGAUCCCUACUCGGCUCUGUUGGUGUAGGAAUAUGUUCUGACUGGCUCGAACCAAAUCAUCCGUAGUUAUUACCUCUCUUUUCUGAUUAUCAUCACUCUUCGCAUUUCUUUAUUGUCCCUUUUUGCACUGGCCCUUAAAAUAGAUCAUCGUUUCUUCAUUCAUCAUGAGCUCCGGCAUCCCACCCUGGCGUGUUGCGGCUUCAGCCACCGCUACCACUUCAAUUCACUCUGGUCAUGUGGCCCCAGCUUAUAUCCCAGUGCAAGCACGCCGUAGUAUCGCGCCCACAAAAGCCACCAACCCUGUUCCUUCUUCUACACCCCCGACGACGUCUGCCGAUGCCGCCACCCGCAAAAAAGUAGAAUUUCCAGAAGCCGUCCGCAAAUAUGUGCAACGCAGCUUUGCGCCCGAAAACCGCCUUCCCACGGUCGACCGGAGUGAGAUGGAGGCGAAACUCAAAUCAGUCAUCACGGAGGCAGCAGAGGGUAAUAUGCUCGAUAAGAUCGACUGGGAAACCCUGCCUCUGCCGCAGGUCAUGGUUCAAAACGAUCGCAACAUGGUGCUCGCCAGCCCAGGUGUCUCGACUUGGGCCACAUUUGGGACACAUUCGCCGAAGAAGUCUAGCACUCCAUUGGUUGACCUAUCGAAAAAGAGGAAAUCGGUGGAGUACCACGGAGACGCGAGCAGCUGUCCACCAUGGAGACAAACUAACAACCAGAAUGCCUUUGAAGACCGAGUCACUUAUCCUUCCACAGACAAGCGGCAGAAGAUGGACAGUAAGAACCCAAGUAAGUCAAAAGCUAAUCUGGAGAUGCGGAGGAAACGUUUCGAGGACGCCCAAGGACGACAUGGAUCUUCACCCUCUUCCCGCGGUGCAUCACCGACCCCCAAUGCAAACCAAGGCCCUGUUGUCGGAAGGUGCCAGGAGCUCGAGAAGAAUUACUUCCGCCUGACUUCUGCACCGAAUCCGGAUACCGUUCGUCCCUUGCCGGUCUUGAUGAAAACAUUAGACCUACUGAAGAAGAAAUGGAAAAAGGACAACAACUAUGGCUAUAUCUGUGAUCAGUUCAAAUCCCUCCGUCAAGAUUUGACUGUACAGCAUAUCAGGAACGAAUUCACUGUCAGCGUCUAUGAAAUCCAUGCCCGAAUUGCCCUAGAGAAAGGUGACCUUGGUGAGUAUAAUCAGUGCCAGACUCAACUACGAGCGUUGUAUGCACAGCAACUUGGCGGUCAUCCUACGGAGUUCAAGGCCUAUCGUAUCCUCUAUUUCAUCCAUACCCGCAACUGGACGGCCAUGAACGAUGCCUUGGCCGAUCUAACUGCAGCAGACAAACGGGAUCUUGCUGUGAAACAUGCGUUGGAUGUCCGUUCCGCUCUUGCUCUUGGGAACUAUCACCGUUUCUUCCAGCUUUAUCUCGACACCCCGAAUAUGGGGGCUUAUCUAAUGGAUAUGUUCGUGGAUCGUGAGCGACUUUCUGCACUUGCAGCAAUUUGUAAAGCGUACAAACCUGAUGUAAACAUCCGUUUCAUUACUGAAGAACUUGGUUUCGAGUCCGACGAGCAGAGCGCCCGUUUCAUUUUGGACCAUACUUCGGAGGACCUCCUCCAAGAGAAAGAUGGCGUGGUGAGACUGCUUACGGGUGGCAGGGCCGGCCAACUGUUCGAAGGAGCCAAGGCCGAGGCCCACCGAAUUGUCGAUAUCAAGGGACAGAUCUAAGUUCCGUAUCUCUCGAUUUUACUUCUUUUUUCUUUCUCUCCUUGCAACCUGCGGUUUCACUUUCACCUUCCGACACCCCUUUCACCAUUCUGGAUACACCUAGCACACCCCAGCUUUCCCCCUUCUGUUCGUUUCUUCAGGGCGCUUGGAGUUCUGUUCGUUCUAUUUCCUUGCUUCCGGCAUUAGAGGCGUCCUGCAUUAACCGCUUACGAUCUGAGUACAUAUACCCAUUUUGACUUGAGGAGGAUUGGUAGUGCACAGAGAAGAAAAAGUCGAUGGAUGAAAGGCAGAAGUGGGUAUAGGGGAAGGCGUCUGACGUUUGUUUGAUAACAUUUCGGUAGCGCAGCUGUCAAUACAAUGAUCAUUGUCAAUUCUAAAA
Molecule: messenger RNA, 2160 nt
Organism: Aspergillus vadensis CBS 113365
Lineage: Eukaryota; Fungi; Ascomycota; Eurotiomycetes; Eurotiales; Aspergillaceae
Product: SAC3/GANP domain protein
Exons: 3
Coding region: 231-1781 (516 amino acids)
Cellular component (GO): nucleus
Source: RefSeq, a predicted model, not a curated record